This is a messenger RNA of Beauveria bassiana ARSEF 2860, 3207 nucleotides long. Its product is annotated as ATP binding protein. Bases 1 to 3207 code for a protein of 1068 amino acids. Gene Ontology annotation, cellular component: nuclear RNA-directed RNA polymerase complex. Gene Ontology annotation, molecular function: helicase activity. NCBI's taxonomy places the organism in Eukaryota, Fungi, Ascomycota, Sordariomycetes, Hypocreales, Cordycipitaceae. Gene Ontology annotation, biological process: regulatory ncRNA-mediated heterochromatin formation. The record is from RefSeq and is a predicted model, not a curated record. The transcript is spliced from 4 exons.
AUGGCCGCACAAUCUGGGGAUGGAGCAUUGCAAUUACAAACCUUCCUUCUGCCCACUGGGGGCAGGAGUACUGGCCAAACGAGGCCACCAACAAAUUUAUUCACGAGCCCAUCAACAAAGUGGCUUGAAGAGCCCGAGCUCCCUUCUCCAGAAGAGAUCCUACGGUGUUCUCCGCCGCCUCUUCUUGCCAUCGAGAAUGAUCAAAUUGAAUCAAAGGAAGUGUAUCUCGAGAAACACUAUCGCAUGCAACGGUUCGAGGCUGUCGAGCCAACUCGGCUCGCGGUCACCGAGUUUCGACGAACUCCGUCAAUGCUGGAAGGGGAUUUGGCGUACAUUUACACAAAUGUUCAAAUUCAGGGCGUCGUCUUGACCAUCCACGGUGCUGCCGCCCGAGUCUCCUUUUCUACGGAAAGAGCUCUAGACGCACCAGUGGAUUGGGCAAACUCUAAAAGGCUUCGUCAAGGCUCUCUUGUCGUUUUGUCACCUAUCGAGGAUGGCUUUCGGUCAAAAUGUCUGGUUGCCACGGUCGCAUACCGAUUUCUUUUUGGUGGCCUUUGGCCAGAUUUCGUGGCUGAUCCUCCGGAGCCGGAAGAAACGCCUCCGCGAGUCGACUUAUAUAUUUCGGACUGGUCUGAGUUUGACCCAAAUAUUAAGUACUAUUUACUUGAAGCCAAAGACGGAUAUUUUGAGUCUUUUCGUCACACUAUGACGGCCCUACAAGCGGCCGCAUCUGAAAUAUCUCUGAUGGACAAAUACCUUCUGUCAAACGACCUCAGUAAAGGAGUGGAGAACAAGCCAGUCAAAGCACGGCUUCGGACCGUCAAUGCGCUUGACAAGUCGCAGGUUGCCGCAUGCGAGGCAAUCAUCGGCCAACAGUUGUCAGUUGUGCAAGGCCCUCCCGGCACAGGCAAGACACAUACGACUGUGGUAACAAUCGAAGAGAUAUUAAGUCGAUAUCCCUACAAGCCACAAAAGCCAGUCAUCGUCGCGGCUCAAAGUAAUCACGCGGUAGAUCAGUUACUCGAGCGUUGCCUCAAAAGGGACCUAGCUGUCGGUCGUCUAGGCGGCCGCACAGUCUCAGGCACUAUUGAAGAACAUUCUCUGUUCAAGAUUCGAGAAAGGUCUAGAGGAACCAUCACCGGUAUCGGAUUAUCACCAGCCGCCUACCAAGAUUUCGAAACCGCACGUCAAGUGCUCGAGCUCCAACUAAAAGGAGCCUUUCAGGGUCAGCAGAAUUACGAUAUAAAAUCGUUUAGGGAUGCGAAGAUCAUCACCCCAGAGCAAUUUGACUCUUUAGAAAACGACUGGGUAACGUCGGAGGAAAGCGAUCCCCUUCUAUCAUGGCUAGGAUGGAAAUCAUUUAUCACCUCCCCUGCCAACACGCCUCACUCUGCGCAGAAAUGGAAGACCAAGGCCGGAAUCGAUAGCGAAGAAGAAGACCAUUGCAAGCGUCGGUUGCCAGACCCAGACAAGCCAAUUGGUCCAUAUAUCUCAUUUACGAGCAAAGGCCCUGAGCCUCCAGUCUCCCGUUGCAGAAGCUUACUCCGCAACAAAGACUUAUACAAAGUCAAGGCGCAACAUCGCGAAGAUGUGUUCAAUUACAUGUGCCUUACACUAGCUCAACAAAAACGCACGAAACUUCAAGAAUCAUUUUUGAAGUUCAGAGACGCCUGCCAUCGCCUUCUAAGAAGCAGGAUAGACCGUGAUCAUCGUGUUAUUACGAAGACUCACAUCGAGAUUAUCGGUUGCACCAUUACCGGCUUAUCUAAAUACCGCAGACUACUUCAAACUAUUAACCCCGACAUUCUGAUAAUUGACGAAGCAUCAGAAGCUAUUGAAGGAAGCAUUAGCGCUGCUCUGCUACCGUCACUUAAGCAUCUUGCCUUGGUCGGUGAUCACCAACAACUGACACCGCGCCCUAUCACCACUAUCCUUACAGAACCUGUCUUUGCCCUGCAGGUAUCUUUGUUUGAGCGAUUGGUCACCCAAAACUCCAUGCCAUGUCAAGUUCUUAAGAUACAACGGCGAAUGAUCCCUGAGAUUCGACAGCUCGUUAAUCUCUUUUAUCCAGGGCUUAGAGACCACAGUAGCGUUCUAAAACGUGAAGCAAUCAACGGUAUUGGGCUGCCUCUCUGGUGGUUCGAUCAUGCCUGGUCUGAGCAAACUGGUUCUGGUGCUUCUGGUCACAGCAUAGCCAACAACGAUGAAGCUGACAUGAUUAUCGGGUUCACAAAACAUCUAAUCAGCUGUGGCACGCCGGUGGAAAAGGUCACAAUUUUAUCCUUUUAUACUGCACAGCAGGAACUCAUCAACGCAAAGCUAGAAGCCCAGAAUAUAGGGCUAGCCAUUUGCAAAACUGUUGAUAGCUUUCAAGGCUGCGAAAACGAUGUGAUAAUUCUUUCGAUUGUUCGCAGUCCGCACCCGGGGCGAAGACCAACAGCUGGAUUCGUUGAAAAUAUCCACAGAGCUACGGUGGCACUCAGCCGAGCGCGAAAUGCCUUUUACAUCUUUGGCAAUGCGACCAACCUCCAGGGCAGCGCGACAUGGGCCCCUAUUCUUGACAUGAUGGCUUCUCGGAGGGGCUCGUACCUGCCCCUAGUGUGCCCGAUCCACCAGAGGACAUAUUUUGUCCGGAGUCCAGAAGGAUGGGAAGGCUUGGGGGAGGCUUGCUGCCCAUGCGAUAAUCAUGGAAGACAAGAAUGCCAAAUGAGCAUGAUACCGGGCUGCAUAGUCAAGAAACCAGUCAAGACGCGAGUCGAGACACCGGACAAAACAACAAGCCAAGAUAUGGCUCCAGAAGAGAAUCCGGAAAGAAAGACAAUCAGCGACAAAAAGCCAGGCAAAAGACAAAGAGGCAAGAAAGGCAACGCUUCAUCCGUCGUGGUGAAAACAUGUUCAAUGACAAAGCUUGAAAAGACAGCGCUCGACCGGGUUCAAAGCGCGUGGCUAUCGCACGGGCUCCCGUCUUCGAAGUCCACCGACAAUACCUCUUCUGAGGGCCGAAGCCAGGAUGACAGUGUUUAUAGUAGCGGUACUGUCUAUAGUAGCGACUACAUGAUUGAAGUUGGCUAUGAUGCGUGUAUUGAAGAGUUUGAAGAGUUGGCGAUUCAGGCACGAGCAGAAAAAUUAAGUAGCUCUAGUCAGGCGGCUGAUGGGGCACAGGAAAAUGCGGUGGAGAUUGGUGAAGAUCUGAUUGACUUCAGCUAG